ACCACUGUUUCCCCCCUCUGCUCUUUUCUCUGUCUUUCUCUCUCUGCUGCUGCUUUUUCUUCUUUCAUUUUUCCAUUUUUCUGCAAAUGCUUUUGUCGACUCGGAUGUUUGUUGCAAUACUUUUCAUGGGGGGUUUGGACACCGGGAGGAUGCGCUUUUCGGUGGAGCACACUGCACGCAAAGUUGUUUCUCCGACUUGGUUGUUUUAAAGGGGAUAUAGAUGUUUUUCGCGCUGGAAUGAACAAUGGUGCGGCUCUUUGGUGCUCUGGCCGGGGGCAUGCUGUGGUUUCGGCUACUGUUGUUGUGCGUCGUCAAGUUGGAUCAGGGAGCCGGGCUAUCCACUUUCCAGGAUUUCUUUCCUCCUCCACCUGCCAACGGGUCGCUUCUCACACCUGCCCGGAGGACAGAGGGGGUCGUGCGAACCAUUGACCGGAUUUACCACGGGGGAGGGAAGGUGGGCUACCUAGUGUACCUGGAUGGGAGCCGCUUUCAGCUGGACAUGGAGAGGGACGAAGCGCUGCUGUCGCAUCACUUCAGCCCCCAGUAUGUGCUUGCGGUGAUGGGGAAGAGCCCUGCGCCUCUGCACCGGGAGUGCGUCUACCGGGGGACAGUGGACUCCAACCCCGAGUCCCUGGCCGUCUUCAACCUCUGCGGCGGGGGUCUCGAGGGCUUCUUCGCCGUGGAACACGCGCGAUACACGAUCACGCCGAUCAUCAGGGCGAAGGGACACGAGCACGACGUGCGCGCCCUGCAGGACAAGGACGCGGAGAGCGCGCUCCACUUGUUCACGCGUGAGAGCUUCAGCUUCGAGGCCAUGCGCGAGGGGCGCGAGAGCUGCGGGACGCGCGAUGGGCGCAGGGGACGCAGGGAUGCCGCAGGGAAGCGCCGGCGGAGAGGUCGCGGAAGGGGUAAUAAACGGAGGAGGCAGGGGGUCACGCUAACAGAGGAGGAGCACGACGGCGCGCAAGGGAGGGGUUGGUGGAGCCGGUUCGCCAAAGCCACCACUUUGGCGACCGGCAAGCGGCGCAAGAGGUCGGUGUCCCGCGCCAGACACGUGGAGCUGCUUCUGGUGGCGGACGACUCCAUGACCAAAAAGUACGGCAAGGACCUGCACCACUACCUGCUCACGCUGGCCUCUAUUGCCUCCAAGUUGUACGGGCAUGCCAGCAUCGAGAACCCCAUCCGGCUGUCGGUGGUGAAGGUGACCACGAUCACGGAGAAGGAGAAGGGGCUCGAGGUGUCCAAGAACGCGGCGGCCACGCUCAAGAGCUUCUGCAAGUGGCAGAACCAGCAGAACCCGCUGGACGACGACCACCAGCAUCACCACGACGCCGCCAUCCUCUUCACCAGGCAGGACCUCUGUGGCCACCACUCCUGCGACACCCUGGGCAUGGCGGACGUGGGCACCAUCUGCUCUCCGGAGAGAAGCUGUGCCGUCAUCGAGGACGACGGGCUUCACGCCGCGUUCACCGUCGCGCACGAGAUCGGUCACCUGCUGGGUUUGUCCCACGACGACUCCAAGUUCUGCGAGGAGCGCUUCGGCGCCAGCAGCGACAAGAGGCUCAUGUCCUCCAUCCUGACCUCCAUCGACGCCUCCAAACCCUGGAGCCGCUGCACCUCAGCAACCAUCACCGACUUCUUCGACGACGGCAACGCUGAGUGUCUCCUGGACCCUCCUCGCCAACCCCUGCUGGGCCCCGAGGAGCUCCCGGGACAGAGCUAUGACGCCGUCCGUCAGUGUCGCCUGGCCUUCGGCCCGGAGUACACGGUGUGCCCCGGGAUGGAUGUAUGCGCACGGCUGUGGUGUGCCGUCAUUCGCCAGGGACAGAUGGUGUGUUUGACCAAGAAGCUGCCAGCCGUGGAGGGCACACCCUGCGGCAAGGGACGCAUCUGCCUGCAGGGAAAGUGUGUGGACAAGACCCGCAAGAGGCACUACUCGGCGUCCAACCAUGGCAGCUGGAGUUCGUGGGGUCCUUGGGGUUCCUGCUCUCGAUCGUGCGGAGGCGGCGUGCAGUUCGCCCAGCGUCUGUGCAACAAUCCGCCGCCGCGCAACAACGGGCGCUACUGCACGGGCAAGAGAGCCAUCUAUCGGUCGUGCAGCGUCACGCCAUGCCCGCCAUCGAAUAAAACUUUCCGCCAGGAGCAGUGUGAGGUGCGCAACGGUCCCCAGACAGAUCCCAAGGGGGUGAAGACCUUUGUGGAAUGGGUGCCCAAGUUCGCCGGCGUCCUCCCUAAAGAUGUGUGCAAGCUGACGUGCAGGGCCAAAGGAACAGGAUACUAUGUCGUUUUCUCUCAAAGGGUGGUAGACGGGACAGAAUGUCGUCCGUACAGCAGCUCGGUGUGUGUGAAAGGGAAAUGUGUACGAACUGGCUGUGACGGCAUCAUCGGCUCCAAGCUCCAGUUUGACAAGUGUGGGAUAUGUGGAGGUGACAGCACGGGCUGCAUCCGCGUGGUGGGCAACUUCACCAGGAAGAGUAAGGGCUACACAGACGUAGUGAAGAUCCCUGAGGGCUCCACCCACGUCAAGGUUCGCCAGCACAAGGCCAAGGACCAGACGCGCUACACCGCCUACCUCGCCCUCCGAAGGCCCAACGGCGAAUACCUCCUCAACGGCAAGUUCAUGAUCUCCACCUCAGAGACAAUCAUCCCGCUCAAUGGAUCUGUGCUCAACUACAGCGGCUGGAGCCAAAGGGACGAGUGGCUUCACAGCAUGGGCCCCGGGGCCUUACAAGAGGCCCUGGUGGUCCAGAUCCUGGCCACAGAUGCUAAGAAGCCCCUGGAUGUUCGUUAUAGUUUUUUCAUGCCCCGUCGGACGGCGUCGCAGCAGCCGCCGCCGCCUCCUCCGGUCGUCCAGAACCCGAAGUUGGCCCCUUUGCUGAGCAGCACGACAGUCUCAACCACGACGAGAAGCACCACCACCACCAGCAGCACCACUACGUCCACCUCCGCUGCCCCGGUCCUCGUUCCCGUGCCGACCACACCCCCCAGCCCCUCAACCCCAACCCCAGGGCCUCAGUGGGUAACGGGGCCCUGGAUGGCCUGCUCCAGGACUUGUGACACAGGCUGGCAGAGCCGGACGGUGCAGUGUAAGGACCAGGAGGGGAAGCUGUCCAAGGGCUGCACGCUGGGCGCCCGCCCCUCCGCCUUCAAACACUGUCUGGUGAAGAAAUGUUGAGGCGGCCGGACGGACAGACGGACUGAGUGACGGGAUCAAACACGUCGUAGAAAGACAUUAUAAUCUGUAACUCUGCUGGAUGUAGGACCUUGAAUGAGACAGUACAUUUGAGAUGUAGAACUUAAAGUAGGACCAUGAAUGUGGGCAAAAGGGGGGCGGAAAGGACACGCAUGAGACUCAGAGACAGAUCGGCAUGGAUCUGCAUGCAGCCUGAGCCCUCUCACCCCCUCCCUGCCUUGACCCUGUACACCAGAGACAUGUCCUGGGAUUGUAAUAGCUAUACAGAGGACAUAAAGUAUGGAGGACACUUUCCAUAUGAUGUGCAAAUAGGUGUGACAGUUGCCAGGACCUGGCAUAGCUAACAACUUAAGUCGCAUGUCAUUUCCACAUGGACAGUUAAUUGUCUGUGCCGUUGACUCCCAUUCCUGGACGCUUAGUGUGUAUUGCCCUUUAAUGGUGUGUGUGUGUGUCAUGUUGUUUUUUUAUGCUAUUCCAUAUGUUCUUAUCACUGUGGGGUUUUGGAAAUCACACCCCGUGUUGUCCUUUGUCCUGUUUGUGUCCCAGACAACAGCCCCAACCAUGGGAAGCACUCAUUAUACACGCUCUCAUUUGUGUUGAAUCACGUCCCCCAUCUCAACCCCACACGCCCCCCCACCCCACCCCUGCCCUAUCUUAUUUGACUGGUCUGCCCAGCUUCCUGUCUGGGCUGGAAACCAGGAAGCAAGACAAGCAGCGGGAAUAAGGCUGAACAUAAACUAGUUCCCAUUACGUUACCAAAACAAAACAACAAACAAAACAAAAAAAAAAAAAAAAAGAAAAAACACAAGGACACAGGACCAAUUAAGUCCCAAAUGUUUACUUGCCAACCAAGGAUACCUCAGAUGGUGACUUGGCUGACGAGAACAAACGGGAAGCGCGAGCGUUCGUUGUGAGAGCAUCAGACGCUCGCGAUGGUUUAUGGUACACAGAGUCAGCUGGGGAUCAGCCAGUCCAUCUCACACUCUAGUGCAACUUGGGAAGUGCGUUUUCCCAUGAGGACGCAAGAAUCAAAUGAGCGUUCUUGAAGCUGAUAAUGGCCUUUGAAUUAGAAGCGGCAGUAAAGUGAAAAGACGGAGUACCGUGGCCUUCCCGAGGACAAACCUUGCAACUGUAAGAUUUACAAAGUGGCAAGGUGACAGUGACACUCUAACCUUUACAGAGGUUAAUGAAAUGUAAACAGGUUUGGGGCAAUGCUUGACAUUGGAUGUGUGUGUGUGUGUGUGUGUGUGCGUGUGAUUGAUGUGCCCACGCCUGUGUUUAUAGCACGUAUGUCACAUAAACAUAUGUGAAAGACUUUUUGUCCUUUGCUGCAUCUUCGCCUUUUUAUUUUUUCUGGAUCUCCACCCUCAGUUCCAUAUGUAUCAGUCACUGUGCUGGUGCUGGGAGGUUUAUGUCGCCCUGUGUUUCCUGUGUCUGUCCACGUCGAGAUCGUCUGUCUGUCUGUCUGUCUGUCUGUCAACUGUUUAGGAAACAAACAAUGCUAGUAUGACAAUGUGUGCCCUGGAUACUCGCAACGACAGCAAGAGGGAAACUAGCCCAAGUCAUAAAUGUCCUAAUGCAAUUCACACCACCUUUCUCUCUCUCUCUAUCUCUCUCUCUGUGUCUCUCUCUCUCUCAGGACCCCCUCAUCGCUCGUCUUGCCUCAUUUCAUUAGGAUGACACUACCAGACCUUGCACACGUAGUACUUUCCAAUAAUUCUUAGCAUUUCUGCAGCUGUUUUAACCUGCCUCCCUGCCAGAUGGGCGGCGUUUACCACAUCAACAAUUCAGAUUAUGCCAGCAAAUGGCCCGUAUCAGAAAAGUAUACUAAAUGGACUUUCAAAUACCUUCCUGUGAUUGUCUAAACUCUCCACAUUUUCCUGUGCGGCAAGCUCCACCCAUCUGGCACCUAUGUAGGAUGAAAGAAAGCAUGCGAAAUAUUUGCAAGUACUUUUUGAUUGGGAUCUACACACCGUGCUCAAAAUGUUCUCCUCCCUCGCCCGCUCAGAUUUACACAAAGAAAAGAAAGUGUAAACAUAUUUUUUUAUACAAUUAAUAGAUCUCUCAUGUAUGUGUUAGUAUUCAAGCGUAUUUACACAGAAAACACAUGCUAACACAUUUACACAGACACACUCCAUUUAAACACCUCUUGUACACAGUAUUUGCAUAACAAACACAUAUGCAUGUUUGCAUACUCAUACAAGCUAUACAUUUUUGGAAAAAGAGAUACACACAUUUUUGAAAAUGCGCACUCUCAUUUAGACACAUAUUUGCACCAUACACACACACACUUAAAACACACACAUGUACACCCUACUCGGACUCUUUCCGGUGGGAAAAGACCCUUUCGCUGAAUGACAGAAACACAGCACUGAACUUGUAAUUUAUUGUUUGUACAACUGGUAUGUGUGAAUUAAAAAAACAAAAACAAAACGUGAUGAGUUUUAUUUAUUAUGGUAAUUUUGUAUCAAAUUACUAUUUAACUUAGGAAUAUGACUGUGCAGAAUCAUUCCUUUGUAAGAAAAUAGUGUUUUUUUUUUC
Molecule: messenger RNA, 5734 nt
Organism: Myripristis murdjan (pinecone soldierfish)
Lineage: Eukaryota; Metazoa; Chordata; Actinopteri; Holocentriformes; Holocentridae
Gene: adamts5
Product: ADAM metallopeptidase with thrombospondin type 1 motif, 5 (aggrecanase-2)
Exons: 8
Coding region: 245-3175 (976 amino acids)
Biological process (GO): extracellular matrix organization; proteolysis
Molecular function (GO): metalloendopeptidase activity; zinc ion binding
Source: RefSeq, a predicted model, not a curated record